This is a messenger RNA of Calliphora vicina (urban bluebottle blowfly), 1756 nucleotides long. It is a transcript of the gene Cyp6g2, whose product is annotated as probable cytochrome P450 6g2. The transcript is spliced from 3 exons. Lineage: Eukaryota; Metazoa; Arthropoda; Insecta; Diptera; Calliphoridae. Bases 28 to 1581 code for a protein of 517 amino acids. Gene Ontology annotation, biological process: response to DDT; insecticide catabolic process. Gene Ontology annotation, molecular function: oxidoreductase activity, acting on paired donors, with incorporation or reduction of molecular oxygen; iron ion binding; heme binding. The record is from RefSeq and is a predicted model, not a curated record.
CAAACAAAUUAGUGAUUUAAAUUCAAAAUGUUCUUAACAGAAAUCUUAAUUAUAUUAGCCUCGGUUAUAGGCAUUAUAACCCAAUGGUUGAAAUAUCAUUACAACUAUUGGCAACGUCAUAAAAUUCCUUAUAUUAAGGCCCAUCCCAUAUUUGGCAACUUUAAGGAUAUUGUGUUGUGGAAAAAGGAUCCAUGUGCUCACUUCCAAAGUUUAUACAAUGAACAGGGUGUAGUGGGUGGCAAGCCAAAGGAUAAUCCUGUUGUUGGUUUACAUGUCUUCAAUAAACCCUGCUUAUUAAUACGCGAUUUGGACUUAGUAAAGAAUGUGUUAAUUAAAGAUUUCAAUCAAUUCUCUAAUCGUUAUUCAUACUCGGAUCCUCAUUCGGAUGCUGUGGGCGCUAAUACCUUGUUCUUUGCCAAAAAUCCCAAAUGGAAAAACAUACGCUCGAAAUUGACUCCUGUGUUUGCCAGUGGUAAAAUAAAGCAAAUGUUCCCCCUGGUCGAAGAGAUUGGCCGUGAAUUGGACAAAUAUCUUUGCCAAUUAACCGAAAAGACGCCCAACACAAAUGUCCAUGAAGUUAAGGACAUUAAUGCUUUGUAUACCACCGAUGUUAUUGCCACCAUAGCCUAUGGUGUGCAGGCCAACAGUUUAGUAAAUCCCAAUGGUGAUUUCCGUACUAAUGGCAAACGCAUCUUUGAUUUUACCAAACGUCGUGCUCUGGAGUUUUCUUGCAUGUUUUUCUUGCCCAAAUUGGUGAAAUUGAUGAAGUUCAAAUUAUUCUCAUCUGAGACAACGGAUUUCUUGCGCCAAACCAUUACAUAUGUCAUGGAUGAACGUUCAAAGUCGGGCAUGAAACGUAAUGAUUUGAUUGAUAUUUUGGUUAAAUUCCGCAAAGAUGCCGAAACCGAUAAGUCACAUUUUGCCAAUGAUCUAGAUUCUGUUAUUGCCCAAGCGGCCAUUUUCUUUUCGGCCGGUUUUGAAACCUCUUCGGCUACCAUGUCCUUUACCCUGUAUGAAUUGGCCAAACAUCCCGAUGUGCAACAACGUGUCAGAGAUGAGAUACGAGAAGCUUUGCAGCAAAGUCAAAACGGCGAAUUGUCUUAUGAGCAAUUGAAUGAAAUGAAAUAUUUGAAUAAUGUGGUUUUGGAGGUAUUGCGUUUUUAUCCACCUCUACCAUUUUUGGAUAGAGAAUGUACUGCUGACAAGGGUUAUUCGCUGCAGCCUCAUGUUGAUUUUACCAUUCCUCCCGGUAUGCCGGUUUAUAUUGCCGCUAGUGCUUUCCAAAGAGAUCCUAAAUACUUCACUGAGCCCGAAAAAUUCGAACCUGAUCGUUUCAACACGGAAAACAAAUUGUAUAAUAAUUUGGGUGCCUACAUGCCUUUCGGCGUUGGACCUCACAAUUGUAUAGGCGAACGUUUUGGCUUGAUUCAGACUAAAGUUGGUCUGUUCAACUUUUUGCGCAACCACUAUGUAACAGCCUGCGAGAAAACUUCUCCCGAAAUGAAAUUAAGUCCUUAUGCCUUGAUUAUACAAUCGGAAGAUGGCAUUUAUCUUAAUCUAGUUAGAGAUCCUUUAGUUUAAGUAGUUAUGAUAGACCUCCUAAUUGUUUUUAAUAUUUAAAUUAAAAGAAAAUACAACUACUAUUUAUACUUCCUUUUUAACAAAAAUUUAUGCAAAUAAAUUUCAGCAGAAAUGCGAUUUUUUUUUUAAAUCGCCAACCAACGACUGACUAAUCGAUUUGAAAACGAAAAAUAAA